Messenger RNA from Lolium rigidum, 1442 nucleotides. Its product is annotated as GDSL esterase/lipase At1g20120-like. Bases 96 to 1229 code for a protein of 377 amino acids. The record is from RefSeq and is a predicted model, not a curated record. Gene Ontology annotation, molecular function: hydrolase activity, acting on ester bonds. The transcript has 5 exons. Lineage: Eukaryota; Viridiplantae; Streptophyta; Magnoliopsida; Poales; Poaceae.
CGGCGCACGCGCGCGUACUUUUGCUCCAUGCCUCGCUAUAAAAUUCCCCGGGGCGCGAUCCAUCCUCUGUGCGUCAGGAAGAUAUCCUCUCUGUGAUGAUAAAUGAAAGCAGAGAAUCAGUAGUGCAGAGCGCAACAAUGGGGUCCCUUCGGCGAGGCCUCCUCGCUAGGCUUGCCCUCCUCUUCGUCAACCUGCUGCCGAUGGCGCUGCUUCUGCCGGGCGCCCAUGGAGCACCAGCAGCAGGCACGGGCAAAAGCAAAAUCUCGGCCGUCUUCGUGUUCGGCGACUCCAUCGUCGACCCCGGCAACAACAACAACCGGCUCACGGAGGCGAGGGCUGACUUCCCACCCUAUGGGGAGGACUUCCCCGGCGGCGUGGCCACCGGGAGGUUCUCCAACGGCAAGGUCCCCGGCGACAUGUUGGCUUCCAGGCUGGGAAUUAAGGAAUUAUUGCCACCCUACAUCGGAUCUGAUCUUCAAUUAAGUGACCUACUCACAGGUGUCGUCUUUGCCUCGGGAGGCAGUGGAUAUGAUCCUUUAACAUCGAUACCCGCGACUGCUAUAUCAAGCACUGGACAACUUGAAUUGUUCCUUGACUAUAAGGAGAAGCUAAAAGCUUUAGUCGGCGAAGAGGAGAUGGCGCGUGUUAUCUCUGAAGGCAUAUACUUUACAGUCAUGGGGGCAAAUGACCUCGCAAAUAAUUAUUUUACAAUUCCUUUGAGGCGUCACCAAUAUGACCUUCCUUCAUACGUGGAAUUUCUAGUUUCUUCGGCCGUCAACUUUACUAUGAAAUUAAAUGAGAUGGGUGCAAAGAGAAUUGGGUUCAUUGGCAUUCCACCAAUUGGAUGUUGUCCUUCACAAAGAGAACUUGGGUCAAGGGAAUGUGAGCCAAUGAGGAAUCAAGCGGCACAACUAUUCAAUUCUGAAAUCACAAAAGAAAUAAAUCGGCUAAAUGCAGAACAAAGUGUUCCAGGCUCAAAGUUUGCUUAUAUUGAUAUAUACUACAAUUUGCUUGAUCUCAUUCAGCAACCUGGUCUUUAUGGUUUCAAGGAGGUAACCGAGGGAUGCUGUGGAAGCACAGUGCUAAAUGCAGCAAUAUUCAUUAAAAAUCACCCUGCAUGUCCAAAUGUUUAUGACUACAUUUUCUGGGACAGCUUUCAUCCUACCGAAAAGGCCUAUAGCAUCGUGGUUGAUAAACUCAUUCAGCAAAAUAUGCAAUACCUAAUGUAAAGAAACUCUCUCUACCAGCGUGUGAACACGUAUUAUUUAAACUGCAAUUGGUUUGACAGUUAGUACACAACAAUUCUAGGAUGUUUGACGGAAAGUUUUCGCGUUCCAAAAUUGUAAAGGCUAGUGGUUGGUGAAAUAUAUAAACGUAACUUCAGACUUGUAUCUCAGUAUAAAUUAUCCUGAAAUUUAUUCAUGCAACAGCAAGUAUGCCUC